AUGGACAACAAACUACCAACGCCGAAGAGUCUGUCAUUUUAUGGCAACGUAUCGGAGAACUGGAGAAGAUGGCUACAACAGUACAGACUGUACAUGACCGCUACUGCGGGAGAUGAGCUGACGGAAAAGAAACAGUGUGCAAUGUUUCUAACCCUGGCAGGUGAGACAGCUGUUGAAAUUUUUAAUAAGAUGACAUUUGAAGCAAAUGAACAGGACAAAAUAGCGUCUCUCAUAGAAAAAUUUACGAAUUAUUGUUCACCGAAGAAAAACGUAACUUACGAGCGCCACGUGUUUAACUCGAGAGCGCAGAAGAGUGAUGAAACAUUCGACGAGUUUCUAACAGAUUUGAGAAUUUUGCAAAAGAACUGUGAAUUUGGUGAAUUGAAAGAUGGCAUUUUAAGAGACAAAAUUGUUGAAGGAAUCCGGAAUGAUGGACUUCGAGCGAGGUUAUUACGUGAAGGUGACCUGAGUCUUCAAAAAUGCAUUGAUUUGUGUAAAGCAGCAUCCAUGACAGAGAAACACAUGAAAACAUUAGCCCUAACUGAAAAUAAAGAACAGGACGUUGACUACAUCAGAUCAAGAGGUAAAUCGAGAUCUAGAGGAACCGGUAGAAAUUCUGGUCGGGGGUCGUCUCGAAAGGUAAAUACCGAGCAUACAGAUGGACAGAAGUCAAGAUCAACCACGUGUUCUUACUGUGCGAUGGUACAUAGAGGAAACUUAUGUCCAGCGAGAGGUCAAACGUGUCGAUUAUGUGGGAAAAGAAACCAUUUUGCGAAAGCCUGUAAGUCUAAACAGAAAAAAGCUACAGACAAGACAACUCAGCAAGUACAUGCAGUGGAGAAUUAUGAGCAUGAGCUAUUUAUAGACUCUGUUGAAUAUGUCACAUCAAAUGUGUGGCUAGCACCACUAGAAGUUCAUGGAAACUUGAUACCUCUGAAGAUUGACACUGGAUCCGAUGUCAACAUUAUUCCAAAAGAAGAAUUUGAUAAACUUCGAAAUAAGCCAAGGAUCCACAAAACGAAAGUGAAACUAACGGCAUACAACGCAGGACAGAUAGAGGCUGUAGGACAAUGUGUGUGCGAAGUGAAGCAUAAAAACAAGAAAUAUAAAGUCCUAUUCAUUGUGUGUCCAGGAAAUGUCAAGCCCAUCAUUGGAAGAAAGAGCAGUGAGGCUAUGGGACUGGUUAAAUUAGUACUCUCGGUAGAAAGGAAACAAAGUAUUGUGAAUACUGAUCACAUACAGAAACCGAAAGUGAAAGUAGAGCAACUCAGUAAGGAGAGCAUUGAAGAAGACUACUCAGAUGUAUUUCAAGGAUUAGGUUGUCUACCUGGAAAGGUUUCGAUUAAACUUCAACCUAAUUCAGAGCCAACAAUUGAUUCAUGUAGAAAACUACCUUUCGCGCAGCAUGAUCAAGUAAAAAAGGAACUGGAUCAAAUGGUAGAGAUGAAAGUUAUAGAAAAGGUAGAAAAACCUACGGAAUGGGUCAGCGCUUUGGUUAUUGUACCCAAACCCAAUGGAAAACUCAGACUCUGCUUGGAUCCAAGGAACCUGAACAAAUACAUCAGGAGAGAACAUUUCAAACUUCCCACAAGGGAGGAAAUUAUGUCUAAGUUUGCUGGAGCCAAGGUAUUCUCAAAAUUAGAUGCCUCAAGUGGUUUUUGGCAAUUACAACUAGAUGAGGACAGCUCAGAUUUGUGCACCUUUAUAACGCCUUUUGGAAGAUAUCAGUUCAAGAGGUUACCCUUUGGAAUUUCAUGCGCACCAGAGAUGUAUCACAGAAAUAUACACACACUAUUUGAAAAUCUCUCAGGAGUAGACACCUCCAUGGAUGACAUCAUUAUAUGGGGAACAUCUGUAGAGGAGCAUGCUGCACGUGUCAGACAAGUGCUUGAAGUAGCGAGGGAAUCGAACCUCAAACUCAACCCUGACAAGAGUGUGAUUGGAGUACAAGAACUAACAUUCCUGGGUGACACUAUAACAUCAGAAGGAAUCAAGCCCGACAACAAGAAAGUUACUGCGAUUGUCGAGAUAUAG
This is a messenger RNA of Mizuhopecten yessoensis (Yesso scallop), 2034 nucleotides long. RefSeq lists its product as uncharacterized. The transcript has a single exon. NCBI's taxonomy places the organism in Eukaryota, Metazoa, Mollusca, Bivalvia, Pectinida, Pectinidae. The record is from RefSeq and is a predicted model, not a curated record. The coding region runs from base 1 to 2034 and encodes 677 amino acids.